Messenger RNA from Leptopilina heterotoma, 3099 nucleotides. Its product is annotated as probable ATP-dependent RNA helicase DDX17. NCBI's taxonomy places the organism in Eukaryota, Metazoa, Arthropoda, Insecta, Hymenoptera, Figitidae. Gene Ontology annotation, molecular function: ATP binding; RNA binding; RNA helicase activity. The transcript has 8 exons. The record is from RefSeq and is a predicted model, not a curated record. Gene Ontology annotation, cellular component: ribonucleoprotein complex; nucleus; cytoplasm. The coding region runs from base 203 to 2461 and encodes 752 amino acids.
UCCUUGUUCCAUCCCACAUUCCAUCCAUAGUCGAUGGACACACAAGAGUGGGUUUAUUUUAUUUAAAAUACCUUCGUAUUCAGAUAAUACAGUAAAAAUGUCAAAAUAGUGCGGAUAGUUACAAUUGUUGAGUGUGGAAUUAAUGUUUAAUAAAAGUUGUUCUUAUAUCUAACGUAUAUAGAUCACGUAAAGUAAUUAUACAAUGGGACGUUAUAGAAGCCGCAGCAAAGACAGAGAUAGAAGACGUAGGACACGCAGUCGUUCCAGGAGUCGUUCACCACGAGACCGAAGAAAUUGGGGAGGAGGUCGUGAUCGUGACCGUGAUCGAGGAGGAAACAGUCGAGGGGGACGAAAUCAACCAGGUGCAAAUUUAAAGAAGCCCAAGUGGGAUCUGAGUCGUCUUGAACCAUUUAAGAAAGACUUUUAUAUUCCGAGGGACGUCGUUCAGAACAGAGAUCCUCGUAUUAUUGAACAGUACAGAAGUGAUAAGGAAAUUACUCUACGUGGGCGUAGUAUUCCUAAUCCUGUAUUCUAUUUCGAGGAAGCAGGAUUUCCUGAAUACGUCAUCAAAGAAAUUAAAAAGCAAGGGUUCAAAGAACCAACUUCCAUUCAAGCUCAAGGAUGGCCGAUAGCUUUAAGCGGAAGAGAUAUGGUGGGAAUUGCUUCCACGGGAUCUGGCAAAACAUUAUCAUACGUACUUCCUGCAAUUGUACAUAUUAAUAGUCAGCCGAAACUCUCUCGUAAGGAUGGACCUAUAGCUCUUGUCUUGGCGCCAACACGUGAAUUGGCUCAACAAAUUCAACAAGUUGCAGAAGACUUUGGACGAUCGUCUGCAAUUAGAAACACUUGUUUGUACGGGGGAGCUCCGAAAAAUGCUCAGAUCCGCGAUCUAGAAGGAGGCGUAGAAAUCGUCAUUGCAACUCCAGGUAGACUUUUAGAUUUUCUCGAAUCGGGGAAGACAAAUUUGAAGCGGUGCACUUAUUUAGUCUUGGACGAAGCUGACCGAAUGUUAGACAUGGGUUUCGAACCGCAAAUUAGGAAAAUAAUAGAACAAAUUAGGCCGGACAGACAAACUUUAAUGUGGUCCGCCACUUGGCCGAAGGAAGUGAAGAAUCUAGCUGAGGAUUUUCUAAAGGAUUAUGCUCAGAUUAAUGUUGGUUCUUUGCAGCUGGCGGCCAAUCAUAAUAUUUUACAAAUUAUUGACGUCUGUCAGGAUUAUGAGAAAGAAUCAAAGCUAAAUACUCUUUUAAAAGAAAUUAUGGCUGAAAAGGAAAAUAAAACCAUAGUAUUUAUUGAAACGAAACGUAGGGUUGAUGAAAUUACCAGAAAAAUGAAACGAGAGGGAUGGCCCGCUGUUUGUAUACAUGGCGAUAAGACACAGCAAGAGAGAGAUUGGGUUUUACAAGAUUUCAGGUCCGGUAAAGCACCAAUUCUAGUGGCAACAGAUGUCGCAGCUCGUGGACUUGACGUUGAAGACGUCAAGUUUGUAAUCAACUUCGACUAUCCGUCUUGCUCAGAAGAUUAUGUGCAUCGUAUUGGACGCACUGGUCGUAGGCAGAAAACAGGAACAGCUUACACUUUUUUUACGCCCAAUAAUUCCAAUAAGGCAAACGACCUCAUACAAGUAUUAAAAGAAGCUAAUCAAGUGAUCAAUCCAAAGCUUCUGGAACUCGCCGAUGGUAGGGGUGGCAAUUUUAUUAGACACAGAGGAGGUAAAAAUCGGUGGCGAAUGAAAGGAGGCCGAGGCGACAGAGAGCGCAGUUACUCACGAAGUCGAAGUCGUAGCUAUAGUAGAGAACGAAAUGGAAGAAGUCGGCGAAGUUACAGCAGAAGUUACUCCCACAGUCGCAGUCCUGUUAAUCGCACAGGCAAGUCGUCAGACAGUCCUCGUGGUGAAGGCUCUUCAAUUGAAACCCUCCCUACAAUUCCAAGUCGACCUCCCGUAAUUCCUCAGUUACUGGCAACUCUCAUUCCCAACACCACUCAUCCCCCACCUCCAGUGCCACAGACCAUUAAUAAGCCCCAGAAUAUUCACAUAAACACACAGCCGCCACUGCCACCGACUCUCUCCCCUCCGCCGCCACCUCCUCCUCCAGCCGACAAACCCACGCUGCCUCCAAUGCAGCAGACCUUCUGCCACCUUCCUCCCUUGCCACGUUACUCGCAGCCGGCUCCUCCCUUCCACCAGCAGCCACCGCCACCCUCCCACCCUCCUCCCCCUCCGGUAGGCCUAAGUUCCAGCUCAAUACAGACAAUCUCCCAUUCUAUCAAUAUUUUGGGGUGUGCUCCGGGCCCUCCUCCUCUACCGAGAGUGAAUUCGAUGAACUUGGGUGGACCUUACCGUCAUCUCGGGGGUGGGCCCCCCAUAGGCGGGGGUGGCUACCAGAACGCGUUGCCCACCUCGACGUACUACCAGCCGCCUCCGCCACCCAUCCACCCCAUCAAUGGCAUUCAUCAUUAGCAGCGCUUCUCCUGCACUGCCAUGUGCUCUUAAGAGUUUAUUGGCAAAAGCUACUGGAGCAGUGAAAGAUGAUCAUCAUCUAUUGGGCGGUGAAAGUAUUGUGAAAAAUAACCACAAUACAAAAUGAUAACAUCGAUAACAUUUUUAUACGUAUAAAAUGUUAUUCGUAAAACAAUUGUAAAAACAUAAAUAUUGUAAUUUUUCAUUAAAAUUUACAUAUGCCAUGACGUAAAAUCUGGGAUUUUUCAAAUAAUUUGUACAUUAAAAAUAGCUUCACUAUAUAUAUUAAAAUAGUUUUAAUAGGAAGCUCUUCAAUAAUUGAAUAUUUUAAUUCAUCGAUUACAUUGUAAUAUUCAUUCCUUUUUUUUAUACGUAGGUACAGAAAAUACUUUCUGUAUUUUUGAAAGUAGAAACCAUUAUUGUACAGUAUUUAAGAAUAAUAAGAAUAAUUUAGGAAUAAUUAAAUUACAUGACAACCAUUUUUUUUAUUUAUUAGUUUAAAUUGUCUCAAAUGAGUGACUAAUAUUUUCUUCAUUCUCCAUUUACGAAUACUUUGUGAUUAAACUAUGUGAGUAAUAUGACAAAUUUUCAUUUUUUGACGCGUCUUUCAUUGUAAUAAAAUAAUUUUAAAUUAAAAA